AUGGCCCACUGGAGGGAGGAGUACUUGGCUGCGCUGACAGUCCGAGAUCAGCGAGAGAAGGCGAAUGUCCCUCUCUACAAUGCCUAUGCUCAGCUUGCAGAUCGCACCAGCAAGCUAGCAACAACAACAAAUGCCAGCCCAGCGCCAUCACAGGUUGAGAUCCACCGCUCCAUUCCAUCGCCGUUGGUAACAGCCUCCAAAAAACAACGCGGGAACGAGCCGGGUCCAACUCCAGCAGAACUUCUCAAUAUCACACGUGCAGACUUAUCGGAGGCGCAACGCUCUCGCUCAGAAAUACAGGAUCAACUUAGCCGUGUGACUACAGAAGUAGAAAGCCUUCGAAAGAAAAGCACGCAAGAGGCUCGGCGGAUCAAGCUUUUGGAAAGCGAGAGAGCGCAACUGAAUCUACGGCUGAGAGACCGAGAUGCAGAGUUAAAGGGGAAGGCCAAACUAUUAGAGGACUUCCAAGAUGAGAUGGCAACAUUGAAUCUCCAACUGAACAUGGCCGAAGAAAAGUCAACUCGACUCCAAAAAGAGAACCAAGAUCUUGUUGACCGUUGGAUGGCCAGAAUGGGCCAAGAAGCCGAAGCAAUGAACGAUGCAUCCAAAUUCUCAUAG
This is a messenger RNA of Penicillium salamii, 618 nucleotides long. Lineage: Eukaryota; Fungi; Ascomycota; Eurotiomycetes; Eurotiales; Aspergillaceae. The record is from the annotation of a GenBank genome assembly.